Messenger RNA from Protopolystoma xenopodis, 324 nucleotides. Lineage: Eukaryota; Metazoa; Platyhelminthes; Monogenea; Polystomatidea; Polystomatidae. The record is from the annotation of a GenBank genome assembly.
AUGUUCCCUUCGCCAUGCACCAACAUGUGCGAGUGCCUGUUGGUGUCCACUGGCGUCAUACUCCUCGUGUCGGGUCACUCCGCCAGACCCAAUUCUGACUUGACGUGUUGCCUGCACGAGCCGACUCGCGCUGCUUCGGUGUCGCCACUUCCUCCGCCGUCGUCAAGGCGCCGAGAACGAUACCGACCGUCCUUCCUUCCUCUCAUCCUCCAGACCCCAUCCAACUCUGCAUCGGCCCGCCUCUUCCUUCUGGGCGGCCUCCACUCUACUCCACUCUGUGCUACUUCACUCGAGUCUACUCCUCGCCCACCGCAAACUGGUUGA